UUUAGCACAAAGCACGUUUCCAAAAAGCCGCGCUCUCGCGCACGCACCCCCUCCCCCCUUUGUUUCGGGGGUCGCCAGAUCGCUCUCCUCCCCAAGUCCGAAUUCUUCAGAAGGGGCGGAGGGCCGCCGAGUCUCGGCUGAGAAGAUGCCCUUGGAGCUGACUCAGAGCCGGGUGCAGAAGAUCUGGAUCCCGGUCGACCACCGCCCCUCGUUGCCCAGAUCCUGUGGGCCGAAGCUCACCAACUCCCCAACGGUGAUUGUCAUGGUGGGCCUCCCCGCCCGGGGGAAGACGUACAUCUCCAAGAAGCUGACCCGCUACCUCAACUGGAUUGGCGUCCCCACGAAAGUGUUCAACGUGGGCGAGUACCGCCGGGAAGCCGUGAAGCAGUACAGCUCCUACAACUUCUUCCGCCCUGACAACGAGGAGGCCAUGAAAGUCCGCAAGCAGUGUGCGCUGGCUGCCUUGAGAGAUGUCAAAAGUUACCUGACGAAGGAAGGGGGCCAAAUUGCGGUUUUCGAUGCCACCAAUACUACUCGAGAGAGGAGACACAUGAUCCUUCAUUUUGCCAAAGAAAAUGAUUUCAAGGUGUUUUUCAUUGAGUCUGUGUGUGAUGAUCCUACAGUUGUGGCCUCCAACAUCAUGGAAGUGAAAAUCUCCAGCCCGGAUUACAAAGACUGCAACUCAGCAGAAGCUAUGGAUGAUUUCAUGAAGAGAAUUAAUUGCUAUGAAGCCAGCUACCAGCCCCUCGACCCCGAUAAAUGUGACAGGGACCUGUCGCUGAUCAAGGUGAUCGACGUGGGCCGGCGGUUCCUGGUGAACAGGGUCCAGGACCACAUCCAGAGCCGCAUCGUGUACUACCUGAUGAACAUCCACGUGCAGCCCCGCACCAUCUACCUGUGCCGGCACGGGGAGAGCGAGCACAACCUCCAGGGCAAGAUCGGAGGGGACUCAGGCCUGUCCAGCAGGGGCAGGAAGUUCGCCAAUGCCCUGAGCAAGUUUGUGGAGGAGCAGAACCUCAAGGACCUCAAGGUGUGGACCAGCCAGCUGAAGAGCACCAUCCAGACGGCGGAGGCCCUGCAGCUCCCCUACGAGCAGUGGAAGGCGCUCAACGAGAUUGACGCCGGCGUCUGUGAGGAGAUGACCUACGAGGAGAUCAAAGACACCUACCCCGAGGAGUACGCACUGCGCGAGCAGGACAAGUACUACUACCGCUACCCCACCGGGGAGUCCUACCAAGACCUGGUCCAGCGCCUGGAGCCGGUGAUCAUGGAGCUGGAGCGGCAGGAGAAUGUGCUGGUCAUCUGCCACCAGGCCGUCCUGCGCUGCCUCCUGGCCUACUUCCUGGACAAGAGCGCAGAGGAGAUGCCCUACCUGAAAUGCCCCCUUCAUGCCGUCUUGAAGCUGACACCUGUCGCUUACGGCUGCCGAGUAGAAUCCAUCUACCUGAACGUGGAGUCCGUGAGCACGCAUCGGGAGAGGUCAGAGGCUGUCAAACUCCAGCACUCUGCCAGCAUCGGUCCGACCCUUUCUUUUACACCGAGUGUGAUGUUCUUGUCCCUGUUCCCGAGGAGCUUGGAUGCAAAGAAGGGACCUAACCCGCUCAUGAGACGCAAUAGUGUCACCCCACUAGCCAGCCCCGAGCCCACCAAAAAGCCUCGCAUCAACAGCUUUGAGGAGCAUGUGGCCUCUACCUCCGCUGCCCUGCCCACCUGCCUGCCCCCGGAGGUGCCCACGCAGCUGCCCGGACAAAACAUGAAAGGCUCCCCGAGCGGCGCGGAGGCCUCCAGGACGCACUGAUGCAGCCCCGCCGGCGCCCCGCCCUUUCGCUCCCGCAGCUUUGCUCCUGCCCUUCUGUCUGCCCAAGGCCAGCGAUCCCGAGGACAUCUCCCGGAGGGCGGCGUGGAGGAGGGGCUGCUGCUCCAGGAGGACCGGGCCCCCGCCUGCCUGUGCUCGCUCCCCUGGCCUUCGGGCCACGCGCCCCGCGGACCCCUUGAGGCCCGGGAAGGACGAUGUGCAUUGGAGGCGGGACGGCGGCGCCUCCCCGUGGGCUUGUUCAUCUUGUUUCUGGACCUUCCCUGCUGGGGAGAUGACACUGCCCCGAGUCCUAACCUUAAAGGGGGCCUGGAUCUCAGCUGCUGAAGGUUAAGGGACACUGAAGACUUUCAGAAGGCUCUUGGUGCCUCUCGGCCUGGACGUUGCCUCCUGCAGGGAGCCCUCGGCCCGUGCUAGGUUGGAGUCGGCCGGGAGAGCCCGGAGCUGGACCUGCUGGUCAGCCAGGCAGCGACCCUCCACAUGUCGCUCACCCUCCCAGGUAUGUGUCCCGCCUCUGAAGAUGGUGUGGGACCGUCUAGCUGCGGAGGCAGGAGGAAAUACGUUGCUGCAAGAGCACCAGGGCCUCGCCUCCCAGGGAAGGCUCCCGCCUGGAUUCGAGGCACCUGGGACACGGCUCUCCCGGGGCUGCUGGCUCGUGCACUUUUUUUAUGGCAGAGAGUGUGACCUGAAAGUCACACCUUCAGGAACUUAGAUGUUUGCAUUUUGCGCCCUUGGGGUUGGAGCUCUGAAAGGAUGGGGGAGUUGGGCAGCCUGUGGGGAGGGGAGGGACCCCUCACCCCAUAAAACGGCCGCGGAACGAGGGUCUGGCCUCCUCCUCUGGGGCCUUCAUCACCUCCUGUGUUUCCCUGGUGGGGACAGUGACCCAAGCCAGGCCUCGCUCACGGCCACUUCCUCCAAGAGCCUGGCUAUCCGCUGUCUCCUGGCAGGAUUCAGCUCGGUUCCCUAUGCUUGUGUCGAGCGUCUGCUGUGUGCCCGGCGUGGAGCUGGGUGCCUUGGGCGAUUCUGGAGUCCUCGUUUGCCUUCAUGGCACCUGUGGCAUUUUGGGGGCGUGGUUCAAGGCAGGGCUUGUGGACACGUGGUUCUGAACACCUGUAGUUUCUGCCUGCGGGUUUUCCUCUGAGGCCUCCGG
Balaenoptera acutorostrata (minke whale) is the source of this 2963-nucleotide messenger RNA. RefSeq names its product 6-phosphofructo-2-kinase/fructose-2,6-biphosphatase 3 (gene PFKFB3). Gene Ontology annotation, biological process: fructose 2,6-bisphosphate metabolic process; fructose metabolic process. Bases 146 to 1798 code for a protein of 550 amino acids. NCBI's taxonomy places the organism in Eukaryota, Metazoa, Chordata, Mammalia, Artiodactyla, Balaenopteridae. Gene Ontology annotation, molecular function: fructose-2,6-bisphosphate 2-phosphatase activity; 6-phosphofructo-2-kinase activity; ATP binding. The transcript is spliced from 16 exons. The record is from RefSeq and is a predicted model, not a curated record. Gene Ontology annotation, cellular component: cytosol.